CUUACCCUGUGGUCCUUAGGAAGUCGGUCAGUAGGUUUGUGUCCGGGUAGGUCCAAGUGUUGAGGAGUGGGACCUUUGUCGUGCACCUGACACCACCAUGGUAGACACCCGGCGCGGCACCUCCACUAUGCCGUACACAAAGGAGGAGGAGGCGAAGAUGGCCGCCAUCCUGCAGGAGAGGAAGGAGGAGGAGGCCAAGAAGAUGGCCCUGCAGGAGGAGCAGGCGGCAAAGUUGAGAAAGAUAGAGGAGGAGAUGGCCAGGGAGAAGGAAAGAUUGAAAAAGGAAGAAGAGCAGAAGCUGAAGGAGGUGGAAGAAGAAGAGGAGGAAGAUGAUCAGCCACUGGAGAGGAGAAGAGAACAGCGAGGGCAGUACAGUGGCAGCAAAGAUGAUGAAAUGGAGAAGCGGAUCUCAGAGUGGGUCGCCAACUUGUCCCUGGGAGAAGAAGAAGAGGUAGCCAUUCAGGACAUGGCUGUGCGCUCCAUACGAAUGGGGUUUCGGGACUUUGCUCGCGAAUUGGUAGGCGCGAUAGGAUCCGAGGUGAAUCAUCGCCUCGAGAACACUCAACGAUUUUGCGUUGGCGCCAUUGAGGGCGUCCAGGCGGCAGCUCCCAAGGAAGAGGAACCACUCCCGCCGCGUAGAGAGCCAGUCAAGGUCAAAUUCCCUGAUUCCUACAGUGGGAAGAAGGAAGAGAACUUUGAUAACUGGGAGGCCAACGUUAAGACCUACGCGCAUCUGCAACAGGUCUCCCCGGAUCAGCAAGUCCUGAUUGCGAUCCACGCACUCAGAGAUGAGGCCGCCAGCUUCGCAAGAUCCCUUGUUCGUGCUGCCAACUGCAGUGACGACCCAGUUGCCUAUUCGGCAUUCACUUCCCUCACUGAGUUCAUGAGAUUGCUGCGCGAGCGAUUUGCAGAUGUCGCUCGAAGUGUCAAGGCCUCAGAUAGGCUCCAGACAAUCCACGCUCUAGUUAACAACGAUGCGCAAAAGAAACUGGACACUGCAUGGGCGGAGGCCAUGUUUUGUGCUGGGAUCCCGUUCAACUUCUUGAACUUCGAAACCACCCAGAAACUCCACGAAGUGUACCUGCAGGUGGCAAAGUCAAGACCGCAGGUGAAACUGCCCUCCUUCAACCACAUGAGGACCGUCAUGUUGGACAUUGUGUACAUGCGAGUGCAGAAGACGGUGGAGCCAUUGACAACUUGUUGGGAUGUGAGCGAGUGUACUUUCAUCACAGACAUAUCGAGUGAUCGUCGGGAGCAGCCCGUGAUGAACUUCUUGGCAGCUGGGGUGGAUGGGGCGGUUUUGGUGGCGACGGUGUCAAUGUCCGGGAGGAAGAAGACUGGACCUGCAUUGGCGAAACUUUGGGAGCAGAUCAUGAGGGAAAUCGGACUGCGUCGACUCAAUGCGAUUUGCACUGACAACGCGGAGGUUGGAGGUGAAUGGAAAGGGCAAGCGCACCUUGACAUUUGGAGUGACCUCAAUGAGUUCUACAACAAACCUACAAGGAACGGCCCGAAAAGGAAUGACACGAAGAUGUGGGACCCCACAGCGAAGGCAGAUGUUGACAAGAAGACACCGUCAGAAUGGUGGGCAGCACACGGCGGCGACGUGCCCGAAUUGCAGAAGAUCGCGAUCAAGGUUAUGGGCAUGUGGAGCACCGCAUCGCCGGCAGAGAGGAACUGGGCUUCCAUGGACUUCAUCCAUUCCAAACGGAGGAACAAGUUGUUGCCAGAAAGCGUGGCGAAGCUAGUGUACAUACACUGGAACAUGCAGCUACUGCGUGUUCCAGAGACUAAGAACAACGGAUUUAUGGACUUGUGGUGUGACUUCGUCGAGCCCGCCCCGGAGCCUGAAGAGAACGAUGGAUCGGUGUCGAAGGGGCCCGAGGAUGAGGCUGAGAAGACAGAGGAGGAGCUUGUACGGGAACGAAGGCUCACAAAGACUUCGAAGGGAAGGGUUCCAAAAAAUCUCGAGGACAAGGACGAAGAGCUCACGGAUGACAGUGAUUUGGAUGACAAGCUGUGGAAGGGGAAGUGCGGAUUGUCGGAGGACUCAAGUGGCAGCGAAGAGGAUGACGACGAUGACUCCGAUUUCGAGUUACGACCGGAGCCGUCCGUCCCAGGCACGACGUACGUCGAAAGGAGGCGGACCGGACGAAAACACAGAGAAGAGCCACGCCCGACAGCGAUGGAGCCUGGGGUAAGGGAAACUGCACUGUACAAUCCGCAAUCUGAUGUCGAGUUCGCACGGCUAGACACGGAUGUCGAGAUGUUGCUGGAAACGAGGGUGGACGAAGAUGAGGAGGAUGCGAACCGUGCCAAGGCUAUGGCUGACUGGGAGACUGAACUCGUCAACAAACGUAUGAUGGAGGAGGAGGCCCGUCGUGCAGCUAUCCCGACUCGGAGAGAGAUCGAGAGAGGUCUCAAACAAGCCAGGGAGCACCAACAGCAGAUCAAUCAGGCAUUGGAGGUUGAGGAAGAAGGAGAAGAGGAGGAGGAGGAGCACCAGGCUGAGGUGGGAGAUUACAUGGAACAGGAAGAAGAGGCAGAGGGCAUGGUGCAACCACAGGAGGGAGAGGAGAUGGAGCACCAAGAAGAAGAGGAAGGCACUUUGCAAGGCGGGGAGGAAGAGGAAAUGCAGCAGGAAGAGGAGGGGGAAGGAUUGGCGCAGCAGAAGAUGCAGCACGGCGAGGUCGAUACGGCCCGCGAAGACGAGCCCCAUCCCACAGCGACAGCGGUCUACACACGCAGGCCCCGGCCAGCGGAUUUCCGGAGUCCGAGGAGAAGAUACCGGAAUUCCCCGCAAUGAGGGAGGAUGUCCAGCAUGACAACCUGUGGGUGAGCCGAGUGGGCAGGAAGAGAAAGGAGCCAUCACAGGACGCUC
This is a messenger RNA of Chara braunii, 2881 nucleotides long. The record is from the annotation of a GenBank genome assembly. NCBI's taxonomy places the organism in Eukaryota, Viridiplantae, Streptophyta, Charophyceae, Charales, Characeae.